CCGGGCAGUUCCUCUUCAGAGGGAGUUUGAAGGGACAUGCGUGCCUACUCAUGAUCAUUGAAUUCACCAAAUUCUAUCCAGUUGCUUGUCUGAACACGGAGGGAACGGUCGUCAGCAAUCCGGUGUGGUGUAACUCGCUUUUUGUUCUGCACUAUGCCAACAAAGUUAAUGAGCGUAUCUCAGGAGAACUUCAACUGACAUUUUAAAUCACCGUAAAAAAUAAGCUUUUCCUACUGCGUGCCCAGGAUUUCAUUGCCGUUUCAUUAUAUAUAUAUAACGUUAUUUUAUGCGCAGAUAACUCCAAAUAACGUAAUUCCGGGCUCUCUGAAUAUUUCAACAAGAGGGUAUUAAGGAGAAUGUUUUUACAUCAGCUUUUGCAUGGUAUUCACACAAGAUCGGUAACAUAAAUCUCAUGAUAAAUCCAGACACGUGAAAAUACAGAUUAUUCUGCUACUGGAAUAAUUGUGCCCUGCAAUACGCUAUCGCAAAUCACAAUGGACCUUUUGGGAUUGUACCUGUUUCAGAUCGUAUUUGUUGCCCUUCAGGAGACUCUGUCUGCCGGGACGGACUGCAUGCUGGCGGGGGACUCCUGCUCCAGCGACGAGACGUGCAGCCCGCGCCUGCGCACGCUGCGCCAAUGCGUGGCGGGCAACGGCAGCAUGAAGCUGGGCCCUGGCGCCCGCAGCCAGUGUGCCAACGCCGUGUCGGCCCUGCUCUCCAGCCCGCUGCGCGGCUGCCAGUGCCGGAGGGGCAUGAAGAAGGAGAAGAACUGCCUGAGCAUCUACUGGAGUCUCCACCAGUCCGGCAUUCACGGUCUUAACCUGGUGGAGAAUUAUCCCUACGAGGCCGUGCAGAAGGGUUAUGACUACGUGCGCCUGGCCUCCAUCACUGCAGACUCCGAUGUCGGCAUGGUGGCGGUGAACCGUUGCCUGGACGCGGCCAAGGCGUGCAACGUGGACGACGUGUGCCAGCGGCUGCGCACCGAGUACGUGUCGGCCUGCAUCAAGGCCUCGUCACGCUCGGGCCUCUGCAACAAGCCCAAGUGCCACAAGGCGCUGCGGCGCUUCUUCGACCGCGUGCCCGCCGAGUACACCCACCGGCUGCUCUUCUGCCCGUGCAGCGACACGGCCUGCUCGGAGCGCCGGCGCCAGACCGUGGUGCCCGGCUGCUCCUACGAGGGCGAGGAGAAGCCCAGCUGCCUGACUCAGAUGAGGGUCUGCAACGCUGAUUACGUGUGCAGGUCCCGGUUGGCCCAGUUCCAGCAUGACUGCCUGCCGGAUGAGCAGUCUGUCAGUGGCUGCAAGCAGGGUAGCCAUGCUGCCUGUCUCAUCGCCUACACCGGACUGAUAGGAAGCCCAGUGACUCCCAACUACAUGGACAACUCCACGUCCAGCGUGUCCCCGUGGUGCGCCUGUGCGUCGAGCGGAAAUCAGAAGGAGGAGUGCACACAGUUCCUGGACUUCUUCACCGACAACAUCUGCCUGAGAAAUGCUCUUCUCACUUUCGAGAACGCAGUGGACCUCACACCAACCCCGGGCCAGACAGGACAGCCCAGCCACGUCACCAGCUGGCCAGAUAACGGCACCACUCCUGCGUUGGUUUCCAUGGAGACCGAAGAAAAUGUAAUGAGCCCACUGAUACCCACACAGGCCACGCUGAACGACAGACUCUGGGGCGACUCCACUGGCCCCUCCAGCACUCAGCCCAAGUCCGCCGGCCCUCGCUCCUUUGAGUUCCCCCCGCCCCUCCUCAGCUGGGGCCUCCUCCUCCUCCUCCUGUUCUGCUAUGAUCAAUGAAGGAUGUCAUGGACGCCUGGGACAUUUCCGCACAACGGGCUGGGCUCCGUUAAAAAAAAAACCCUGGAAGGACCUUCUAUGGAAGACAGGCCAGAGGGACACUGGCAAAGUCAUUGUGUUAUAUUUUUGUUCCUGUGGACAAACUGAGCUUUAACCUCCCUUUGGAUUCGGACAUCGACGUCACUACAGAGGGGCACUUUAUAUAAAUGACUAUAUAGAUAGAUAGAAAUGUGAACACAAAUGUGGAGACCAUUCGCAUCAAGGUGUAUAUAUAUAUGUACAGUACAAUGCUGUCACAUAGCCAUGACAAAAGUUUAAUGUAUGUGAAUAUUCCCUGUUUUCAGAAUCAUCAACUGUGUUGGAAUUGCCUUUGGAGACAUCGAAGCCAAAUAGGUUUCUAUUAAGGCCUGUAUAACUAGCCCGGACAGGGGAACAAAAUUCAAUCAAGGAUGGUGUGGCAGAGCUGAUCAUCCCUGCCCAAGGCAUCUCAUGCAUCUCUUAAACUGCUCGGAAAACACCCUUGAGGAAAUGGAGAUUGAAUAGCAUUCAGUUCAACUUGACUGAGGAGGAGCAGGAGGACCAGGAGGAGAGUGUUAUUCUGGAUCAAUAGCAAAUGCUAAAGCCUUUGGGCAGGAGAUAAACAACAUGCGUCUCCAAACUCAUUUCAGCUAGGUGGACACAUGCCAAGGCUCGGAUCAUUCCAAGUGCACUCCUUAGCAAUGGAAAUACCAUACACUAUCCUCGUUCCAGUGACUGGACUGGACUUGCGAAUCGGACCAUUUCAUCUACCUUUUCAAAAGCUACGUCUGGUGUGUUCAUUCUUUCCAGAAAACCUUCAGUACGAAAGGACAUUAACCAACCAGAACUGAACUUGGUUCGCCCUUCAAUCAUCUCCUUUUAAUUGCCAACUUUGCCAUAUGCCAAUGGUGUGAUUUGUUUAAAUGGCUGCGAUUGACGAUGGAUUGACACGGCAGCCAGGACGGUUGGUCCGAGGCCACGCUGGCCCUGAGAGGAUGCGCUGUUCUUGUUUGUCAUGUGUUGUGGCAUCUGCACAGAGAAUGACUGGGGGUUCUCACUCUGCUCAAUUCAUUUCCAUCACUGCCAAUAAAAGCUGUCGGCUCAUUUACUGCUCACUCCAACGUUUUUGAAACAAUAAAAAAAAGAUUGUGUAUGGA
Clupea harengus (Atlantic herring) is the source of this 2971-nucleotide messenger RNA. It is a transcript of the gene gfra4b, whose product is annotated as GDNF family receptor alpha 4b. Gene Ontology annotation, biological process: nervous system development. The record is from RefSeq and is a predicted model, not a curated record. Gene Ontology annotation, cellular component: signaling receptor complex; external side of plasma membrane. Gene Ontology annotation, molecular function: signaling receptor activity. NCBI's taxonomy places the organism in Eukaryota, Metazoa, Chordata, Actinopteri, Clupeiformes, Clupeidae.